AGUCUACGCAGAAAGAUUGUAUCCGGCGGAAAGUGACACAUUUAGUGACUGGCGAGGUGUAAUGUUGAGCAAAUAAGAACUAACAACUAACUGCAGACCUGCAGAUAACUAGCUCACACGGUACGUGUCCUUUUUUGUUGAGUGGCAUCAUGUCCAGAGGCGUCAGAAGUUCGCUUUGAUCGAGUAUUUUUCCUCUCGCGUCGUUAUUGUAAACUGCGAGGGACAAGCCAGCUGUUCAUCAUCUUUUCUUCGUGACCACAACCGGGGAUGUUUGAUAGGUUACCUUGUUCCUCAGGUUAUUCUGACCAGAUGGCAAACCCAGUGAACAUCCAGGCUCCUAGUAAGACCUGGGAGCUGAGUUUAUAUGAGCUGCACAGAACUCCCCAGGUGAAGUACUAGUACUGUCACGUUUGACAUCAACCAGCUCAAUCAGAGCUUUAUAUCCACCCAUUCCGGGAAGGACAAGACCAAAUAUUUUGGAAGCAAUCAUGGACGGGACAGAAAUUGCCAUAUCUCCCAGAAGCCUCCACAGUGAGCUGAUGUGUCCCAUCUGCCUGGAUAUGCUGAAGAAGACGAUGACCACUAAAGAGUGCCUGCAUCGCUUCUGCAAUGACUGUAUCGUCACUGCUCUCAGAUCAGGGAACAAAGAGUGCCCUACCUGCCGCAAGAAGCUGGUGUCAAAGCGUUCCCUUCGUCACGACCCCAAUUUCGACGCUCUCAUCUCUAAGAUCUACCCGAGCCGGGACGAGUACGAGGCCCAUCAGCGGCGCGCCCUGGACCGCUUCAGGCAGCUGCAUAACCCCCAGCCCCUCAUCCUCAGCAUCGAGGAGGGCAUUCGCCUGCAGGCCAAAUACAGACCUCUGCGGGUGCGCAAAGCUCAGCAGGAUGACGGCGACAACACCACCUUCAGCGGCGACGAGGAAAACGGUGACACGCGAUCCCAUGCUUCUCAUGACUCCGCCCCCUCGCGUCAGCCCUCCCUCCUGACCAGUCACGCCCCACAGGCGGGGCCCAGCCGAUCCAAGAGGCCUCGGGAGUCUGACGAGUCUGGGGCCGAAGUGGACGGCCAGAGCCUCACCCCGCCUCGAAAGCCGCGACGCAACAACAACAAAUCAGAGAUCGAGCUGGUGUUCCACCCACACCCCCUGUUAGUAAACACAGAACGGCACAGCCAGACAAGAUAUGUCAAAACAACUGCCAAUGCCACAGUGGACCACCUCUCUAAGUACCUGGCCUUGCGUAUUGCCCUGGAGGAGAGACAGACAGACCAGCCAGCAGAGGAGCCUGGUGUAGGGGAGACAGCGUCAGGGGGCGAGGGGAGCAGAGCUGGGCCUCCUGGUCGCCUUUUGGACAUCAGUGAGAAGCAGUACACCAUCUACAUCACCACAAGCAGCGGCCAGUUCUCUACUCUGAACGGUUCUCUGACUCUGGAGCUGGUGAAUGAAAAGUACUGGAAGGUGAACAAACCUCUGGAGCUGUACUACGCUCCCACCCAGGACCAACAGCAGCAGCCUCAGCAGCCACAAGCACCAGAGCAGUCCUCUUCAUCCCAGCUGUGAAGACCUGUAAGAAGGCUGAUAAAGAGAUCGGUCUCUCUCCUCGUCGCUUGCUUAAGUACACCUACAGCAUGGAACUGCAGACCUGCUGAGUUUAUCUAAAUUACACAUUCUUCCCCGUGGACAUUCAAAUACUGACUAUGAAACAUAUCCCUCUGCCCUGUAGUUGUUGUCACCUAUCCAGUGGUUGGUGAAAGUACUCGUGCCUUGGGACACGACUGGAGGAGUAAGAUGGAAGGAGGGGUUGAAAUGUUAUCCUUGAGUAAGGAUACCGAAGAGUUUUCAUCUGCAUAAUUCCAAGGUUCAUUGACUUGAAUCCUUCCUAUAUAUAAACAGUGUUUUUAUUUUAGUACCCUAUGCAUACAAACUGAGGUCAACUGAUAUCAACAGUCAGUUCCAUCUAGCACAAAACGACGUUUAAAUGAACACGGAUCUGCCUCACAAUGGAGGUAGUUUUAUUAUGACCUAUAUGUCUGUUGUAGAGCAGCAAAACUACCAUCAACUCGGUAGAAAACCCCCCCAAGUGUGUGAUUAAGACUCAUGUAUCUAUGCUGAGCUCCAAAGAAACACUUUGAAGAAACACAAGGGCCUGCCUUUGCUCGUAUGGCAAUGUGUAAUUUUUAUAGCCUUUUUAGUAGUGGCUUUCCAGAAUUAUAGAAAUAUUGUGACGUGAUGACAUCAGUUGUUUGGCACAACCCACAAGAGCCACUUUUUUUCCAAGGCUACACACUUUUACAUUAAUUAAAUGUACACAUAUAAAAUUUCUAAAUGCACUUUAUCUGAACCA
Messenger RNA from Clupea harengus (Atlantic herring), 2343 nucleotides. RefSeq names its product E3 ubiquitin-protein ligase RING2-A. Gene Ontology annotation, molecular function: ubiquitin protein ligase activity; chromatin binding. Gene Ontology annotation, cellular component: PcG protein complex; ubiquitin ligase complex. The record is from RefSeq and is a predicted model, not a curated record. Gene Ontology annotation, biological process: negative regulation of DNA-templated transcription. Lineage: Eukaryota; Metazoa; Chordata; Actinopteri; Clupeiformes; Clupeidae.